Paraglomus brasilianum is the source of this 177-nucleotide messenger RNA. The record is from the annotation of a GenBank genome assembly. NCBI's taxonomy places the organism in Eukaryota, Fungi, Glomeromycota, Glomeromycetes, Paraglomerales, Paraglomeraceae.
AUGGCGGCUAUCCGUUUGGAAGAUUUCAUGGUGGCGUCGUAUGAUAUCACCGAUAGGGAGCCUGCGAGAAAACUAUGUAUGCGUAGAAAGACAGAUGAAAGAGUCAAGAUUCACGUAUACGUAGAGACGAAGAGUGGGUUCGAGCGAGGAUCCUCGGACGUAGAAAAUCGAAAAUGA